GACUACGGCAUCUCGGCGGGAACUGGUUUCCUGCCGGCUGAACCGCCGCUGGACACCUUACCAGCCUUCUACGCCAAAUGGGAAUCCAUUGUUCGCAAUCUGCAACCUCUUCUGCUGAGCAAGCGCGUGCGUGAUGUCGUGGACUGUCUCCCUAUACUAUCGACUUCCAACCUCCAAACAGAUGCCGAAUGGCGCCGCGCAUAUGUGGUUUUGGUCUUCAUGCUGCAUGGCUAUGUCUGGGGUGGUGAUCGACCGGCCGAGAGGAUCCCUCCACAACUUACACAGCCUCUAUUUGAAGUUUGUGAACGAGUACAGCUCCCGCCUGUGGCAACAUAUGCCGGCGUGUGCCUCUGGAAUUACCGUCCAAUCUUCCCCGACGAGCCUACCGAUAACCUGGAUAAUCUCGCCUGCUUGCAAACCUUCACGGGCUCUCUGGACGAGCAAUGGUUCUUCCUCGUCUCAGUCGCCAUGGAAGCACGUGGUGCGCCGUCGAUCCCGCUGAUGCUGCAGGCGAUCGCCGCCGCGCGUCAAGACAGGGCUGAGGUCGUGACGCAGUGCCUGCAGCACCUUGCAGAAAUAAUAGAUGAGAUCAGCGGUCUCCUUCUGCGCAUGUACGACAACUGCGACCCAUACGUUUUCUAUAAUCGCAUCCGUCCCUACCUGGCCGGCAGCAAGAACAUGGCUGAUGCCGGGCUACCCAAUGGAGUACUCUAUGACGAUGGCCGCAACGCCCCCCAAUACCGCCAAUACGGUGGAGGCAGUAAUGCCCAAAGCUCUCUGAUACAGUUCUUUGAUAUCGUUUUGGGAAUCGAGCAUCGCCCGACUGGAGUCACACGCAAGGACCAAGCUUCUGCCGAUGCCGAAGACAGCCCACGACCCCGCCACGGCUUCAUCCACGAGAUGCGUGAAUACAUGCCAGGCCCGCACCGGCGAUUCCUACAAGAUGUCGAAUCUGUUGCCAAUAUACGAGCCUACGUCGAGGCUCACCGCGCCGAUCCCGCCCUUCGCAUCGCCUACGAUGCCUGUCUUUCGAUGUUGAGAGUCAUGCGUGACAAGCAUAUUCAGAUCGUUUCACGGUACAUUAUUCUUCAGUCGCGCGGUGCGCGAUCUGCAUCGCAGUCCGGCGAACCCAGCAAACCAGCUGUCAAAAACCUCGCGACGGCUGCGCCCAAAGAUAAUAAGAAGUUGCGUGGAACUGGUGGGACGGCGCUCAUCCCAUUCCUGAAACAAGCGCGCGAUGAAACAGGCGAACCAGCUAUUGAUGCGUGGGCUCGACGCUUGCUCAGCAAUGGCCCUGCGGAUAAGGGUUCAGCUGCUUUGAGCAAGGUCGGCGAGCAACCUGAUGGCCAUCUUGAGGUGGUUGGUCUAUGUGGAACAUGGACCGCUGAUGAUAGUGAGGGUGGAAUCUGCCAUUGGUAG
Messenger RNA from Penicillium cosmopolitanum, 1419 nucleotides. Its product is annotated as indoleamine 2,3-dioxygenase. Gene Ontology annotation, biological process: 'de novo' NAD+ biosynthetic process from L-tryptophan. Gene Ontology annotation, molecular function: heme binding; indoleamine 2,3-dioxygenase activity; metal ion binding. The record is from RefSeq and is a predicted model, not a curated record. NCBI's taxonomy places the organism in Eukaryota, Fungi, Ascomycota, Eurotiomycetes, Eurotiales, Aspergillaceae. The transcript is spliced from 2 exons. Gene Ontology annotation, cellular component: cytoplasm. The annotation marks the transcript as partial.